Micropterus dolomieu (smallmouth bass) is the source of this 1854-nucleotide messenger RNA. RefSeq lists its product as uncharacterized. Gene Ontology annotation, biological process: regulation of non-canonical NF-kappaB signal transduction; positive regulation of gene expression; cellular response to lipopolysaccharide. The record is from RefSeq and is a predicted model, not a curated record. Gene Ontology annotation, molecular function: cytokine activity. Lineage: Eukaryota; Metazoa; Chordata; Actinopteri; Centrarchiformes; Centrarchidae. Bases 99 to 1199 code for a protein of 366 amino acids. The transcript is spliced from 7 exons.
CAGAAGCACAAACACAGUGAAGGCUUUAAAAGACGGCCACUAUCAUUGGUGUCAGCUUCACUUUUAUCAGCAUUACCAGCCGUGGACACCACAGCACCAUGGAUCUGACGGAUUCACUGGUUAAGGGAGGCGUGCUGAUCGUCCACCAGAUCCAUGAAGGAAAGCACCAGUAUCACGUAGAAAAUGUGGUCAAGUACAAAAAAGGAAGUGGAGAAAAAAUGUUUGUCAGGAGAGGAGACACAUUGACACAGAUAAAUGGCAUGGACCUUCAGAAUGUCACACCUGAGGAGUUGGCACAAAUGUUAGCUGGGAGUAAUCCAUUGCUGACGGUGCACAAGGACAGGAGGAUGAAGGAGCACACUGAGCAGCCCUGCCCGAAUGAGAACACUUUAUAUCCCGUCUCCAAGGAGUCCAGAAUAAUCAGUUUCAGCAUGGAGAUGAGGAGGGAAGAAGACUUAGAGGAGAAUGAAGUGGGGAGGAAGAAGGAGGAUGAUGGAAGGGAGAAUGGGUGUAUAGAGGAGGAGGUUUGCCAAGCUGAAAAUGAUGAGAAUGGGGAGGGAAGGGAUCUGCUCAUUAUUUCCAUGAUGAAGACCAGCAUCUCUGUGGUAAGAGGGAGGGGCUGCGACACCGAGAGCCCCUGUCAGGGAUGUCAUGGGACAGGAUGCACUUUAAAUGACGUUGUCAUGAUGGCAGAAACCAGCACGGUGACGCUUGUUCCAAGAGGAAGCGAAAGUUUCAGACAGGAAAAGCAGAGGAAUGUUUCAAUUAAACAUGUGGCCACUCACCAAUAUCUCAGAGUUCUUUGUUCGCAAAAGAUCAUCUAUGCUUCACCGAAUCCGGAGAAGAUCACCAUCUACUACUACAAGUCAAUCAUUCUGGAGAGGUGUUUCAGAGGAUUGCCAGUGGUCCUAAACUUGACUGAGUCCAACUGCUUCCUCAGGUGUUGCAUGGAAGGGGAGAGGGCACUUCUACAAGUGGAGACAUGCGAAAAGCAGAGGCUAAAGCAGAUCUCCAAGAGCGAUGAGAGUACCCUGUCUUUCCUCUUCUACAUGACGGGUGAUCGCACCAAACAGCUGAAGUUUGAGUCAGCGCUGUACAGCGGCUGGUUCAUCCAUAUCGUCAACACAGACUCAGUAGAAAUGGGAUGCCUGGAUGGAGGGAAGGAAGACGAUUCAUUCCUCUUCAUCAUUCAGAAGUGAUGGAGAGUCACUUCUUUCAGGCGUGUAGUUCUCAGUCAAAUCAGUUUUACAUUUAAAAUUCUCUUGUUAACUUUAUCUGGAUCUUGAAGAUGAUAUUAAACAAAAGAAAACCAUGAAAUUAGCUCUUUUGCUUGAGCAACCUGGUCCAGUGACAGAAACCCAUGUCACUGUUUCAAAUUCUGCUAUUGCAGAAGUACGUAGUUAUGUAUCAUACAACUAUAUUCAAUUCAGAAAAUGUGUAUGUGUGUGUAAAGUCCACUUAUAUAUUUUAAUAUGUGACAUAAUUUUUCAUCAAUCAGUUUUUUUGUUUAAAGUGGACUUUUAAGCUGAUUGUUUUUUGGGUUUUCUAAUGUACAUAAUAUAGUAAAACUAUAAACAUAAACGCAUUGUAUUAACAAAAGCUCAAACAUUAAUUGAUUUCUGAAUGACAGGUUAUAUAAUGUUUUAUGUACUGUAUACAUGUAUAUUUGAGGAUAUUUGGAUGAUCCUUUUAAUAACACAUCCCACUCUUAUAUAAUACUCUUGAAUGUUAUAUUUUUAGCCUUUGCUCACAUAAUGUCAAUGUAUUGCUCUUCUAUUAGCACACUGUGAUCUUUGACCACCCAAAAUGUAUACACAUAUUUUAGGUGAGUAAUAAAAUGUCAUUGGAAAUGUG